GCAUGGUCCACGGUACAUGAGUUCACUCUGCCAACGGCAGCAGCCGAAAUCAAAGCACCGGAGGUGGGCGCACCAGGAGAGGAGACCUCUUCCCUCACCAUUCUUACGCUGUGUGAACGCUCAAAGCUUCCUCUGAAUUUAAAUCCUGUUAUCAUUGUCAUAAGAAGCGAGAGACAGCAGCAGCAUCAUCUCCAGCAGCAGCAGCAGCAGUUCUUACAGACCCAGACCCGUGGGCGGCUGGGUGGCGUCUGGACGAGCAUUUGGCUCCACACUGCUCCAUCUCAACAACACCUCAAAUCCUCAAGAUACGGCGAUGAGACAUGAGAUGUAGCGGAUGGGAGGCCAUUCAUGUGGAUCUGGACUUCAGCUGAUACGGAUAGAAUAUCUUCAUCACCUCCACCACCAUCCUCCUCCUCCUCUUCCUCCACCUCCUCCUCCUCCUCAUCGUCUAACCAGUUGAUAUUUUUUGAUGCAACUGUCUGAAAAGUGUGGAGCACAUUGACGCACGGGUGAAGUCCAGCACAGAGACUGAAUGAGUCCAUCUUUGGCGGUCGGACGGACUCCUCGGGCGCACAGGACGGAUGCGAACGGACUAAACACAUCUUGGCAAUUCGCAGCACCCUCAGCGUCUCCGCCAGAUCCGGUGGUGUAACGGAGCGGGGGUGAAUCUCACAGCGGGGGAGCGGUCAGUUUCACAGGCAGGGAGAAGAUGCCAUUCCACCAUGUGCGGGCGGGCCUGCUCUAUCCAGACAACUACCUGAGCAGCUCCCUGACAGAGGGCAGUGAAGCCUUCCAGCUCAACAGCAUCUCCACGGAGGAGCUCGGAGAGAUCCGUGAGGCGUUUCGUAUCUUGGAUCGUGACGGGAAUGGUUUCAUCUCCAAGCAGGAGCUGGGCAUGGCCAUGCGCUCCCUGGGUUACAUGCCCAGCGAAGUGGAGCUGGCCAUUAUCAUGCAGAGACUGGACAUGGACGGGGACGGCCAGGUGGACUUUGAGGAGUUCAUGACGAUACUUGGGCCCAAACUGCUGUCGUCCGACAACAGAGAAGGAUUCCUGGGCAACACUAUUGACAACAUCUUCUGGCAGUUUGACAUGCAGCAGCUGUCUCUGGAUGAGCUGAAGCAGGUGCUGUUCCACGCCUUCCGGGACCACCUGACAAUGAAGGACAUCGAGAACAUCAUCAUCACCGAGGAGGAGAGCCUCAACGAAGGCUCAGGGAACUGCCCCGAGUACGAGGGAGUUCAUCCUAAGAAGAAGAAUCGACAGACAUGCGUCAGGAAAAGUCUGAUCUGCGCCUUCGCCAUGGCUUUCAUCAUCAGUGUCAUGCUCAUCGCGGCCAAUCAGAUGCUGCGGAACGGCAUGGAAUAACCAAUUGCACUGUGAGCACGAGGAGUGGACAGGACAGCCACGACCUCACAUCUUGUCUUUGCAGCCAAAGCUGGACCAGCCACAACCCAAGCACUUCUCUUAACAAUCAGUUCAAGUUGUAUUCUUUCUCUUAAGUUUAGAUUGAACUUAAAAACGCAGACAACGUGAGUUAAAUGGAGAGAGAUGUAUUUGUUUUGCAUUGUGGAUUCUAUUCUGUUUUUGAAGAUCAAGACCGCUCUUUAAAACUUGAUUUUCUAAUCUGCGAGAAAAAAAAUGUGUAUCAGGUGCUUUGAGCCAUUACUGAUUUAAAAAGAGGAAAAACAACAGUUGUUAUUA
Molecule: messenger RNA, 1702 nt
Organism: Platichthys flesus (European flounder)
Lineage: Eukaryota; Metazoa; Chordata; Actinopteri; Pleuronectiformes; Pleuronectidae
Gene: caln2
Product: calneuron 2
Exons: 6
Coding region: 710-1366 (218 amino acids)
Molecular function (GO): calcium ion binding
Source: RefSeq, a predicted model, not a curated record